This is a messenger RNA of Stegostoma tigrinum, 3313 nucleotides long. RefSeq names its product tetratricopeptide repeat domain 23 (gene ttc23). The transcript has 11 exons. Gene Ontology annotation, molecular function: protein binding. The coding region runs from base 193 to 1638 and encodes 481 amino acids. Lineage: Eukaryota; Metazoa; Chordata; Chondrichthyes; Orectolobiformes; Stegostomatidae. The record is from RefSeq and is a predicted model, not a curated record.
AAACCAGGGCCUAGCGCGUUGCUUAGCAUGAAUGAGGCCUGAGUGGGAGAGAGAUUGUUGUUGAAAUGGUGUUUUAAUGUCAUUUUCUGCAAACAACUCUUGUUUACAGCUCAGCCUGACAUUUAGUAUGAAAUAUGCAAUAUGUAUAAAUACCAAUAAGUUCAGUAGAGUGUGGCAUUUUCAGUUUAAAUUAUGAAUAGUGCUCUGUUAGAUCAAGGCCCAGAAGAAGAUUUAGACAGUGAAUGCUCUUCAAGAACAUUUUCAGCAGGAGAGGAAACACAAUUGUGUGACACUGGCAGGAGUUCAGAAGGAGCUAGGACACCCAGCACCCCCAACGAAAGAGCGCGAUUCAGGAGGAGACACAGAAAUGGCAUGAAGGAAGCAGCAAUUAUGAUUCCACCAGAGGAGAAGCUAGUGCAAUCGGAGCAGAGAGCGAGAAUAUAUGCUGCAAGUCAAGAGGAUGCUCCUGCAAUGCAGGAACUGAUACGCUGUGUGGCACUGGCCAGGAUUAGUUUUGGGAACCUGCACUGGAAGGUGGCCCAGGCACAUGUUAACCUAGCAGAGGGCUACCUGCACAUCAAAGGACAGGCCCUGCAAGCAAAGCUGCACUGUGAAAAGGCCAAAGAGAUAAUGUACUCUAACACUCGGCAUCCAGUCUCUGAAGAGGAGAGGAAAGAUAUCCUCCGAUGCUUGAUUACCAUGUUCCUCACGCUGGGCAAAGCAAUGGUGGGACUUCAGAAUCUGAAGGAGGCAGAACAGAAUCUGCUGAAGUCGGAAAAGGUUGCAGAUGAGCUUCAACAGGCUGAGGAAGUGCCACUAGAAGAGAUUAGACAAGUAAAUGCUGAAAUUACUCUGACCUUGGGAAGGUUGUACAUGAAGGAGAACAAGACAGUGGAAGCUGUAGCGUGUUACGAGAAAGUGCUGCAAAUGGUGAAGCUCGAUAAGGGUGAAAACAGCAUGGAGUGUGUCUCUAUUUAUCGGGACUUGGCAGCGGCAGAGCGUGCGCGAGGUGCCCAUGACAUCAGCACACAGCUCCUCAUGGAGGCUCAUUCCAUUGUGUUGACUAACGCUGCCUCUGGAGAGGAGGAGGGACAAAUAACUCUUGCUCUAGCAGAGGCCUAUGCUUCCACUGGCAGGACUGAGGAUCACCACCUAGCAGAGAAAUACUACAAACAGAGCCUGCAAUGUUACCAGACAGCAUUGGGAGCUGAACAUGCAACGUCCCUCUCAGUCCUUGAUGAUUACAGUCGAUUCUUAAUCCUGGCCAAAAAUUACUCGGCUGCUGCAAGGUUACUUCACGAAUCCCUCCGCGCCAAACUGUCCACUUUUGGAGAUUUCAGUAAAGAGGUAGAAGAGACUUAUCACCUGUUUGGAGGAAUAGACUUAGCGGAGGGGCAUCAAAAAGCAGCUUACAAAAUGUUCAAAAAGUGCCUGGGAAUUCAGACUUUUCUGUAUGGGUCACAGCACAAAAAGACAAGAGCCACUCAGGAAACUGUCAAACUCUUAUCCAAGUCUCCGGAGGUGGCUGCGGUAAGAGAGAAGACUGGAGCAGAUAAUUUAAAACAGAGACCUGUAUUCUGUGCUGUGGUACCAAAACACAGCAUAUCAGGAGGGACCAGAGCAAAUAUCUAUUCGUGACUGACGUACAUGGAAUUUGCCUCGAGAUGCUAGAAUGAAGCUCAGCAUUCUGGCCUACACUUAGCUGCCUCCAAAACGAUUUUGAUGUUAUUACUUUGACCAUCGGUGGCUGUACCAUCAGCUGCCUAGAGCCUAAACUCUGGAAAUAACCCCUGUUGAAAACUCUCUGCCUCUCUACACUUCUUCCUUAAGACAUUCCCUAAAAUUUACCUCUGACCAAAUUCUUAGUCCCUCGUCCUUAUCUUGGUUCAAUAUCAAACAUACUCUCACAACUCUCCAGUGAAGCACUCCUGGGACAUGUUAUUGAUAUGGUGCUGAAAAUAUGUAUUCCUUCCGAUAGCACUUUUUUUUUACCUUUGCUACAAUUUAUUAUAUCUACGAGCUCAACGUAAAACUUGAAGAGUCACAUUAGAAUGAAUGUGAACCAGCUUUAAUUGUGGUUGAUAUACAUGUUUUAUGCGGGAAGUUACAUGUUGGAAUUGUUGAAGACAAGACCAGAUGUGUCAGUAGCCGGCUGUUAAUGAUGAAUUGGAGUUGGUGAAAUAUAAGCCACAUGUUGUGGAGCGUUAGUUCUGUGCAGGUUGCUAAUAUUUUUACUACAGGCUUCUACUUUUCAUUUUAACUUUGCCAAAUAAUGUGCACAAUGUAGUGAAUGAAGUUAUGCACUUCACAGCUUGUUGAUGCAUAAAUUACAGAGAAUGUACAGCACAACCAGUCUAUGCCAGAGCUCGUCCUUCGCUGACGCUUUCCUCCAUUCAAACACCAUCAAGCAAAGCACUUGUUCUUCCUCUCCCAGCACCCCCACACUAAUCCAGCAACCCGUAAAUGCAGCAUGCUAUUGACCUCCUUGUGUCUCAGCAGUAUCAAAUUCCACAUGCUCACCACUCUCUGAAUAAGAAGACUUUUUUUGUAAUGAAUUUACUAUUGGUUUUCCUACGUAUGAAGGGAUUCUGUUCUUCCAAGAACACCCAUCACAAGAAGAAGCAUCAUCAGGGAACUGGAAAAAGGAAUGCCAAAAGGAUCUCAAGUCCACAGCCAACUUCCACCUCCUGGAAACACUUACCAAAUGUGUGAACAGAGAUUCGACUCUUGUAGAGUCAUAAAAGAAACAUAGAAACCCUACAGUGUGGAAAUAAGCCAUUCAGCCAAUGAAGUCUGCACUGAUCCUUUGAAGAGCAUCCUACCCAGCUCCAACCCAAUGCCUUGACCCUACAUUUCUCAUGGUCAGUCCAUCUAACCUGCACAUCUUUGGUUCAUCAGUCUCACAAGGACCCACAGAGCCCAUGAUCAGCGAAUUUCUGGUGAACAAUCAUAUUUGUUAGCAAGUGAUUGACAAUUACUAUUGGCUUUCUUAGUGAUUUCACAAUAUUCGUGGUCUUUAGACCCUCCAAAUAGAAACGUUAGAUGGUAUUUUAAUCUAAAUGAAAGUGUUGAAAUGUUAAGUAGCAUAAAGUGUUACAAGAAUGAUGUGAGUAAAAGAUAUUGACAUGUUUGAUCAGUCAUGCUCAUAUUGAAUGGUAGGACAGGCUGAUGGGCCAACUGGCCAUUCCAAUAAUUCCUAAAAAAAAACAGGGAAGCCUGAACCUGCUUCCAGCUCCUCAAUCUCAACCCCAAUGAUUGUUUGCCUUUAAAGAGGCAGUAAAUGAGUAGGAUGAUCAACCUGUCUCAGGUAUUU